This is a messenger RNA of Mycotypha africana, 522 nucleotides long. Its product is annotated as protein-tyrosine phosphatase. The transcript is spliced from 4 exons. Gene Ontology annotation, molecular function: phosphatase activity. The record is from RefSeq and is a predicted model, not a curated record. NCBI's taxonomy places the organism in Eukaryota, Fungi, Mucoromycota, Mucoromycetes, Mucorales, Mycotyphaceae. Bases 1 to 522 code for a protein of 173 amino acids. Gene Ontology annotation, biological process: protein dephosphorylation.
AUGAGCUCGCAACAUUUUAUACCGCCUGUGGUAAGUUCUACGUUUUGUAAUAACUUCGGUAUGAUCGAAGAAGAUCUUUAUCGCUCAGGACAACCCAACGAAUUGAAUUUCCCAUUCCUCGAGAAACUCGGAUUGAAGACAAUUGUUUGGCUUGCUCCAGAAGAGCCUAAUCAGCGUUUUUUGGACUUUAUAGAUGAUCAAGAAAUCCAAUUACACCAUUUAGGUGUUGUUUCUUCCGUUAACGCUUGGGAUCCUAUUACAGAGGAAGCUGUUCUACAAGCGUUGGAAUUGAUUUUGAACCCUUCGAACUAUCCCAUGAUGAUAAUGUGUAAUCUGGGUAGACACAGAACAGGCACAAUUGUAGGUUGUUUGAGGAAGUUGCAAAGGUGGAAUUUGACGUCUAUUUUUGAGGAAUAUCGUCGAUAUGCAGGACCUAAAGUCAGAUUACUGAACGAGCAAUUUAUUGAACUGUUUGAUACAGAUUUAGUAGCUAUACCAGAGAAUAAACCAAAAUGGCUGUAA